This is a messenger RNA of Panicum hallii, 1768 nucleotides long. RefSeq names its product 2-hydroxy-6-oxononadienedioate/2-hydroxy-6-oxononatrienedioate hydrolase-like. Lineage: Eukaryota; Viridiplantae; Streptophyta; Magnoliopsida; Poales; Poaceae. The record is from RefSeq and is a predicted model, not a curated record. The transcript has 4 exons. Gene Ontology annotation, molecular function: catalytic activity. Bases 343 to 1329 code for a protein of 328 amino acids.
UAGUAGGGGCAUUGAGUGAAUGUUUGUCUCUGUGAUUCACACCGACAGUGAGCCAGUGACGUUCUCUCGUUGUAAUUUACUCCUACUACUCCCUGCGAGCGUGAACCCCACCAAGGAUUAGCAUUUGGAGAAGCCCCAAGGCCGGCAGAUAACAACACACGGCGGCCGACACCAAUGUGCUGCCACAAACAAAACAAAAACACCCCGAAAUUAGCAGAGCCCCAGGAUUAACCGCACCGCCACCUCCCCUGCCCCCGGCGCGCGCGCACCCGACGCCCCGCCUGCCGCGACGCCGGCGGGCCGCCGCCGUCCCCCCCCCCCCCCCCACAGCCCCCGGCAGCAAUGCCUCUCCCUCCGCCGCCGGCCGCCGGCAGCAGGGGGCGGUGCGUGCUCAGCUUCGCCGCGGCGCGGGACCGCUGCUUCAGCCGCCGCUUCCUCAGGGCGGGACUCCGCCCGCUCGCCAUCCCGCUCCCCGCGGGGCUCGACCCCGCCGAGGCCACCACCACCGUCCACAUCUGGGUGCCGUCCAGGCCGCCGCGGAACCCGCUGCUCCUCCUCCACGGCUUCGGCGCCUCUGCCACCUGGCAGUGGGCGCCCUACCUCCGCCCGCUCAUCGCCGCCGGCUUCGACCCCAUCGUGCCCGACCUCGUCUUCUUCGGCGGCUCCUGCACCCGCCUCCCCGACCGCUCCGACGCCUUCCAGGCGUCCACGAUCAAGGCGGCGAUGGACGCCAUCGGGGUCCCCAGGUUCGGGCUGGUCGGGGUCAGCUACGGCGGCUUCGUGGGCUACCGGAUGGCGGCCAUGUUCCCGGAGGCGGUGGAGAGGGUGGCCAUGAUCUGCGCCGGGGUGUGCCUCGAGGAGAAGGACCUGGCGGAGGGGCUGUUCCCGGUGGCUGGGGUCGGGGAGGCCGCGGCGCUGCUCGUGCCGCGGCGGCCGGAGGAGGUGCGCCGGCUCGUAAGGCUCACCUUCGUGCGACCGCCGCUCAUCAUGCCGUCCUGCCUCCUCUGGGACUACAUCAAGGUGAUGGGCUCGGUCCAUAUCCAGGAGAAGACUGAGCUGCUAUACGCUUUGAUUAACGGGAGACAACUCUCGACUCUACCAAAACUGACUCAGCCGACGCUUAUAAUCUGGGGGGAGCAAGAUCGGGUGUUCCCAAUGGAGCUAGCUCACAGAUUGAAUCGGCAUCUAGAGGGGAAUUCUCGAUUGGUUGUCAUAAAAAAUGCUGGGCACGCAGUCAAUCUUGAGAAGCCCAAAGAGGUGUGCAAGAACAUCAUCGAGUUUUUCAAAGAGCCGGCCGCUGCAGCUGCAAACGGGGACGACAAGGUGUGAAACUUUGCAUCUCUAACCAAGAGACCGAGGCAUGUCAAUCUGCAGAGUUCCACGGCCAAUUUCUGACUAGCUCAAUCCCUGGACAGUUGUAUAGCAUUCUCGAAACACACUUGCACACAAGCGAACACAGAUCCAGAAACUUGAUAUGCUCAGUCAUAUGUUGGCACGGUUCCUGCGGCGUAUCUUGUAAGCUUUUGUUGAUUCUUCUCGCAGGUAUAGAUAGCUUCGCCAAUGGCGGAUAGGUCCCCGCUGGGGCAUCUGCAGAUCUGCUUGUGGCAUGCAAACAAGAACGGAUGUGUUACAUGCCCUCCGCCAUUGUUUGUUGUAGUGCUAGAUUCAUUGCAUUAACGAGCAUGUAGCAGAAAACACUGCAAAACCAAAGUGACUGGAGUGGCAGUGAAAUCCCAGUGUUAUCGCCUGUUCUCGCAUCGCAUAUGCG